CGAAAGAUAUUAAAUUUACUUGAUAAAUGACUCAUUUUCUGUCGGUCGACCAAUUAAUUAAACUAAAUGUUGCAGUUCUAAACUCGCUAUUUAUUGUGUAAAAGGGCUGCUUAACAAUCUAAUCAUUUAUCGACACUACGACCUUGCAAACGUCAUGAGUUAACUGCUCACUGUUCCUAAACACAUCUCUGUUUCUCUGAACUUUCAGACGGCACUUAAACGCACCAUACUUCAGCUAGUCGGCUAGCAGUUUGGUAGCAACAACAGUCGUCCACGCCUUGUGUCUGUGCAGCUACGAAUGACUUGAUAACUGCGACUAUCGAAGUUAUCCUUCACCAGCACAGAUGGACGUCAGUGAACAUGUUCUAUCGGCGGGCAGAGCCGUGCUGGACAUGGUGGAGCGAGAGUGGCAGCCUCUGUCUCCGGGCGAGCUGGAGCAGCGGCUGGACCAGGCGGUGGAAGAGAUCCUGGAGGCUGACCUGAUAGCAAAACUUAAAUCUCAGCCUCCCCCGACGUUGUACGUACAAUUACUGCAGAGCCAACCUAACAUGGGGCCUCAGGUUUUACACACAGCAACAGCAGCAUGUAGUCCCCCAGAGGAAGACACAGCAGAGUCCCAGGAACAGCUGGAUACCGUGGACAGUGCAGCACUGAAGCGCAUCACAGACCUGCUUCAGAGCUCCAAAUCCCGGGCUAGAAUGGCCGGUCGGGCUCGUUUAUCUCUGUCUCACACCGUCCUUCUGUCCCUCACCCUGCUCUCCGAGCGCGUCAGCUACCGCUCUGUGUCCCGCCGCUUCCACCUGGAGAAAGGAAACAUCCACAGGAUCUUCUUUUCUUUCUGUGAGCGCGUCAACAUGCUGGAGGAGAGGCUAAUCAGGUGGCCAGUCGGUGAAGAGGUGGUAGAGUCUCUUUUCCCACUUUACAGUCCAGAGAAGGGGCAGAGGGACGAGGAAGAAAGUGUUCCCCAGGUCUUGGGAGUGUUGGGACACACCCAGAUCCCUAUCCGCCUGCCUAUAGGGAAACAUGAUGUGGAGAGCACAGUGCCUGAGGUGAAGAAGAUGAAGAAGGAGGCCCAUCCUGACUCCUGGUUAAACCUUGAACUUUUAUGUAACCGUAGAGGCCAGUUCCUACACUGCAGAAUCGGUAAAGGGUCAGACGUGGACAGAGGCAGCGCUCUUAGAGACAAACUUAAACAGCAUCCUGAACUGAUGCCUCCUGGCUCCUGCCUCGUAGCCAGAGCUGGCUACCCGCUCACUGCUCAGAUUUUAACUCCAUACAUAGCAAAUCAUGGACUGAGAGAAGAGCUCUUCAACAAAAUGCUGGACGAGCAUUUUCAAAUCCUGGAUCAGGCCGUUGCCAGCCUGAGAGCCAGAUUUCAGAGGCUUAGGUAUCUGGAUAUUGGGAACUAUGAUCGAGCCAGAGCCGUUGUGCUGACAGCGUGUGUGCUGCACAAUUUGUUUUUGGACAUGGGACAAGUGGUUCAAGGAGAAGUUAAGAAAGAGGAAGCGGUAACCCAGGAGGGAGAGGGGGAGGUGAAUGAUGAGGGUGUAAGUAGACGUGACGCCAUCUCGGAUUUGUUGUUGAAAAACUUUGAAUCAGGAAGCACAUGAUGUGAUGAUGUCUGUUAGAG
Molecule: messenger RNA, 1630 nt
Organism: Seriola dumerili (greater amberjack)
Lineage: Eukaryota; Metazoa; Chordata; Actinopteri; Carangiformes; Carangidae
Exons: 3
Coding region: 345-1610 (421 amino acids)
Source: RefSeq, a predicted model, not a curated record